Messenger RNA from Haliotis rubra (blacklip abalone), 864 nucleotides. RefSeq lists its product as uncharacterized. The record is from RefSeq and is a predicted model, not a curated record. Lineage: Eukaryota; Metazoa; Mollusca; Gastropoda; Lepetellida; Haliotidae. Bases 346 to 864 code for a protein of 172 amino acids. The transcript has 2 exons.
AGAAGCCCUCACUUCAUAACAGACGCCAGUGAGAUUGAUAAAAUGACAAUAACAACCAUCCCAGAAGCCCUGACUACAGAACAGAUGCCAGUCAGUCAGGAUAACGAAGACCCUCUCUGAAGCCUUCACUACAGAACAGAUGCCAGUCAGUAAGGAUGGCAUGACAAUCAAGACCCUCAAAGCAUCCCUCAAUACAGAACAGAUGCCAGUGAGUGAGGACAACAUGACAAUCAAAACCCUCACAGAAGCCCUAACAACGGAAGAGAUGCCAGUCAGUCAGCAUAACAUGACAAUGAAGACCCUCUCUGAAGCCCUUACUACAGAACAGAUGCCAGUCAGGAUAACAUGACAAUGAAAACCCUCCAAGAAGCACUCACUACAGAACAGACGGCAGUGAGUCACGAUUUCAUGACAAAAAAGACCCUCACAGCAUCCCUCACUACAGAACAGAUGCCAGUCAGUAAGGAUACCAUGACAAUCAAGACCCUCACAGCAUCCCUCACUACAGAACAGAUGCCAGUCAGUAAGGAUACCAUGACAAUCAAGACCCUCACAGAAGCCCUCACUACAGAACAGAUGCCAGUCAGUAAGGAUACCAUGACAGUCAAGACCCUGCCAGAAGCCCUCACUACAAAACAGAUGCCAGUCAGUAAGGAUACCAUGACAGUCAAGACCCUGCCAGAAGCCCCCACUACAAAACAGAUGCCAGUCAGUGAGGAUAACAUGACAGUCAAGACCAUCACAGCAGCAGCUCUCACAACAGAACAGAUGCCAGUCAGUGAGGAUAACAGGACAAUAAAGAAUGGUUCAAGCUUAUGCUUGGGAGAUGUUUUUCUGUGCUAUAAUGAUAGGGUAGAGAGAUGA